Haliotis rufescens (red abalone) is the source of this 1705-nucleotide messenger RNA. Its product is annotated as protein unc-50 homolog. Gene Ontology annotation, cellular component: Golgi membrane. The record is from RefSeq and is a predicted model, not a curated record. Bases 158 to 976 code for a protein of 272 amino acids. NCBI's taxonomy places the organism in Eukaryota, Metazoa, Mollusca, Gastropoda, Lepetellida, Haliotidae. The transcript has 8 exons.
GCGCGUUGAUGAAAUUAUGAGUUGUAUCAACUUCCGCUUUGUUGUUCCUGCGAAGUUGUGACAAGUGACACUUAUCAUAACUAUGAAUUUUCACUCGCUUUAAUGCAGAGUUGUUGGGCAGCAGAACGUUUAUUUUAAUCUGAUAUCAUUGGUAAACAUGUCUUACACGAAGAUGUCUCCCCCUCUAUCCCCGACGGGGUCCCCACCCUCCUCACCUCUCAGUAGCUAUGGAAACGGCUUCAGUGGGCCCUCUAAGUCAGAGGCUAGACUGACAGCAACAGCAAAAAGACGAAAAUAUUUCCGACGCUUGUUCAAGUUUCGUCAAAUGGACUUUGAAUAUGCAUUCUGGCAGAUGGUGUUUCUGUUUUCGUCACCACAAAAAGUGUACCGCAAUUUCCAGUAUAGGAAACAUACAAAGGAUCAGUGGGCCCGCGAUGAUCCUGCCUUCCUUGUGCUGCUCAGCUUCUGGCUUCUAGCAUCAUCUGUUGGGUUUGUUGCUGUGCUGGGCCUCAGUGUUGUGGCUUUCAUCAAGUUCUUCCUGUGGGUCGUGUUUUUGGACUGCAUCGGAGUUGGACUGGUCAUUGCAACCCUGUUCUGGUAUUUGACAAACAAGUACAUGAUCACAGCACCUCCUCGAGGGCAGGAUGUUGAGUGGGGCUACGCGUUCGAUGUCCACCUCAAUGCUUUCUUCCCCCUACUUCUCAUCCUUCAUUUUUUCCAGCUGCCACUUCUGCAUCAUUUCAUCAACCAAGAUUAUUUUUUAUCUUGUUUCUUUGGAAACACGUUAUGGCUAAUAGCUAUUGGCUACUACAUCUAUAUAACGUUUCUUGGAUACAGUGCAUUGCCUUUCUUGAAGAACACACGACUGUUACUGUACCCCAUCACAGGCAUGGUGCUAGUGUACAUCCUGUCCCUCAUCUUUCAAUGGAACUUCAGUUGGGGGCUCUGCAGCUUCUACCGCAACCGGGUCAUGUAGGCCAACCCCGCGGAGCCCAGCUGAGCCCUGCGGAGCCAUGCGGAACCUGAGUUAUGCAAACACGAGUGACCUGUGGGAUACUGGUCCAUUGACCCUCACAUCAAUAUCAUUGCAACCUGUUACCAUGACUCCCAGGUCAGUGUAGUUCUGCUGGGGCAGAUUGUCGAUACCAUCACUGAUGUUUCUUCAGAGGAUGUGGAGUAAGGCAUUGCGGAGUCACCUGUUGCACUGUGAUUGAUAUUGUCUCACAUGUUGGGGGAGAGGUCAGGUGGAUUUGAUGAACGUUUUAAGUGUUCAAAUGUGUCCUAAGAACAAGGCAGUGCUGUCAUGGUACGGCAUGGAAACGUCAUUACAAAGUGGUUCACAUGAACAUGUUAAGGAGACACUCUUUCUAUUGCUUCAUUUAUCUGUUUAUACUUGAAGAAUGUGGGUUAUUAUUACACGAUAUAUUUCCACAUUCACUGCUUCAGAUGACUAGUUUAGCCAGUGUGCUGAAACUGACCACUGUUCUGAAUUACUUUGUGUCUGACAAUAUAGAAUAUGUGUCGACGGUUUUCAUUCAACAUGUGUGUGUACUUGGUUACUGUUGAGCGUUAUGAGGGUUGCGACCCGUGAAGAUCCGGGGUAGAAUAGGUCUUCAUCAACCCAUGCUUGUCGUAAGAGGCAACUAACGGGAUCGGUUGGUCAGGCUCGCUGACUUGUUUGAUGCAUGUCACCGUGUCUCAAUUG